ACAUGCACUGUGGUUUCUGCUGGUGAAUCAUAUGUUCCAUUAAUUAUCUUUAGUGCCAGAAAAACAUCCAGGUCACUGAUAGAUAUAGGAGUGUCUGGUUGAUGACGUUUGACUGAUUUCUACAAAUUCCCUUAUCAGGAAUGAUUAUGAAUAUUUGGUUUCUGGGCCCGUAUUCACAAAGCAUCUCAGAGUAGGAGUGCUGAUCUAGGAUCAGGUCUCCCCUGUCAAUAUAAUCCUAUUAAUUGUCAUCUAAAAUGCAAAACUGAUGCUAGAUCAGCACAAUGAUUCUUAAUUCUACAGAUCUCACAAACCUCGAUUGCAUAAUUCUAGAUAAGUUUGUAUUCCCGAUGGCCUUCACCACAGUACAAUGUGCCUUAGCACUCCAAAAUCAUAUAGGCACCUUACCUUACCACUUCAAGAAGGUAUUAUACUGUUGUGAUGUUUUCGAACCAUCAUGAACAUAACUUAUUCUGAUGCAUGGACCAUAAACCCAGAUAUCUAACAAAGGAGUCUCUAUAUGUUAGGUAUAUCACUAACCAUAUCACUGAGAACAUUCCUCGCAUCAUGAGGGAAGCCUUUCCCAUCGGCCAAAACAAUGGUUAUCUGAUUGUCUUAUACAAGCUAUUUUUGUGAAUACCGAUUUAAAUUGGUGGUGUCAAUGAGUCCAAGCCACAUCACCCCAUAUAAUUAAGAUGGGAAAGAUAAGUUAGUAUGCCAACCUGAACCUCAUGAACCAUGUCAUAGAAGGCAACAUUUUUAUUCCAACCAGAUCCACAUACCAUAGAUUAAAAUUCCAAUGUCAUACCUCAAUACAAGUACAUAAGCACAUUAUGACUAUAGGCCUAUUGAAAAUAAAUGUGUUUUGUUGUGUUUUUAUUUUUUAAAUAAUAAUUAGAUACUUGUACAUUUCAUGAAGGUGUGAUGGCGGUUAUAGACCAAGAAAAAUAGUGGCAAACUAUCUGAAGUUGUAUUCACCCCCCUCUUUCAUUUCCUUUGCCCCCAACCAUCUCGUUAUAAAAAAGGUCAGCACACACAGUUCAAAUAUACAGUGUAUAAUUGUAUAGGUUUUUCCCCAACAGGGCUUCUGGUGCAGGCGUCUGGGACCAGUCUGGGACGGGGGCUCGAGACGACAAUGCGCAGCGCGCACGUACAGAUCGGUUUCAGUCUUUGUCAGUUCUGAAUGGGGGCGGAGGAAGUAAACCCAUUAGAAUCCUAUAAAAAGAAAGUAUCCGAGAUCAUAAAAUAUCAGGCUGCCGCACUAAGCAUUCACUUACUGCCAGAGAGACAGACUGGAAGUCGCUUGUCAAGUUUCACCCUGACCUUGUGAGCGUCAGCGUUUUUUUUAUUCAUUGAGGCUCAUCAUUUUGAUUUGAUUUUUAGAUUGAGCUAUUGGUGUUGUCAUAAAAGUGGCAUUUCUGUCGAUGGCAAUAACCCGUUUCCUUUUCUGAUUCGUUAAAAAGAGAACACUUACCGUUAUUGACUUUAUUCUCAAGCGGUCAACUUAACACAUGGACACAGUGUAACAGAGCGCGCGUUUCUGUGAUACUUUUAUGCGUAAUUGGCUAGGUCCGGGUCGCCCACUUUAUCCUAUUCUAAUCCAUUUUUAUUUUUUGGGCAACAUUUCUAAACAAUUGUUUCCCAAGGAUGCUCGUCCUGACUCGGAAUAGAUUCUGGUGUGUUUUCGCGCUGCUUGUCGCGGCCUUGAGGAUGGGAGAGUCGCAGAGAGCAGAGCGCUCCAAGCCAAACUCCAUCAAAGCGGCUCUGAUGGGAGAGCCCACGCCGGCCACGAACCGUUCAGCCACCCUCCAACCCGGGAUCACCAAGAAAGGCAACAUCCUUGCGCAGGUGUACCCAUGCAGCAGCGAUAAGGAGUGCACUGUAGGAAGCUACUGCCACAGCCCUCAGCAAGCACCCUCCCGCUGUCUCACCUGCCGACGGAGGAAGAAGCGUUGCCAUAGAGACGCCAUGUGCUGCCCCAGCAACCGCUGCAGCAACUAUAUCUGUGUCCCUAUCUCGGAGAGCGUCCUCUCACCUCACAUCUCAGCCUUGGACGACCACAACAAGCUCUCCACCAAGGACAGCACUGUCGACUGGAAGAAGAGUGGCAAAGCAGCGCAGGCCAAACACUCUAUUAAAGGACACGAGGGCGACCCGUGCCUGCGCUCGUCGGACUGCUCCGUGGGCUACUGCUGCGCUCGCCACUUCUGGACCAAGAUCUGCAAGCCGGUGCUGCGGCAGGGCGAGGUGUGCACCAAGCAGAGGAAGAAGGGCUCCCACGGCCUGGAGAUCUUCCAGCGCUGCGACUGUGCCAAGGGCCUCUCCUGCAAGGUCUGGAAGGACGCCACCUCCUCCUCCAAGUCCAGGCUUCACAUGUGCCAGAGGAUCUGAAGGGUGAGGCAGGGCUGUCCGCCGAGGCCUUUCUCUUUGUCUUCCUCCGACCUGCUUUCGGGGGAGGAGAACCAGGAGAUGACAUGAGAGGAGAGACUUGGAAAGAGAGAUUAAGAGAGAGAAUGGAAGAUGCUAAGGGCUGGUUGAUACCCAGCAAACUAAAGCGAAGACGAAGGUUCUUCUGAGAACAUUUGGCACCGUUCCAUGUAUGAUCCUUCCUGUUUGGUUGUGUUCCAGCUCAGAACAUUCCCACACAGUUCUGAGAAUGUUGCGUUCAUCGUUAAGUUGUGCAGCGGGUUCUCGAGGACUUUAUGCAAAAUAACGUCUUUAUGUCGAAGGCUCGUCACAAAGUUGGAUGUGGUUUAUGUACAAGUUCCUUAAAAUGUUGCAUAUAUUUUCACAUCAUGAAAAGAAAAGACAUAUCUUUAUUACAACCAUCAUUAACCAACGGCAUAGAAACAUCAUCCUCUUCCCAUCUAUCCUUAUGAAGGCAAGACUGCUGUGAUGCACCCUUGGUUUACUAGUUAUGUUUGUUUUUGGCACAUAUUUCACAUAGGAUAUUUUCACACUAAGGGAACCCCAGCUAACCGAUACAAGCGCUAUUGUAAUCUCACUAUUCUGAUUAUAUUUGUAGCGUUCACUCCAAUAGUGUAACCAAUGUGGGAAUCUCCAAAAGAAUAGCCGCCUACAAUAACAAUGACUCUCAAACCAACAUGUAGGCUCAACCAUGCUAGUAAAGAACAAAAAGAAUAUACGUUUUGUAUAGAUUAUGAACAUAGAUAUACAGGUAACUGCCAAAAUAAAGGAAACACCAACAUAAAGUGUUUCAACAGGUGGUUGGGCCACCGCGAUCCAGAACAGCUUCAGUGCACCUCGGCAUAGAUUUGACAAGUGUCUGGAACUCUAUUGGAGGGAUGAGAGAUGAGUCUUCCACAAGAAUUUCCAUCAUUUGGUGUUUUGUUGAUGGUGGUGGAAAAUGCUGUCUCAGGCACCGCUCCGGAAUCUCGCAUUCGUGUUCAUUUGGGUUGAGAACUAGCCUGGAUUUGUCUCAUUUGAGUAUAAGUGUAGACGUAUGCCAUAGUAAGGCUAUUAUUAAGAGCCUGGAAUCCAAACAUGUUUAGUUUUCUAGAUUUUGAUGGAAUCCAGGCUAGAAUCCAAACAUAUUCAGUUUGAUUGCAGGCUAGAAUCCAAAGAGAUUCAGUUUGAUUGGUUCAACCACAGGACUGGAGGGUCAGUUGUGUAGAACUGAUACCAGACCCCAAAGUGCCUCCAGUCCCCAAAUGACAUCCAUAUGACUGGAGCUGAGACCACAAGCAGGAAUCCAGGAAUCCAAUCAGGACAUAUUGAACACAUGGUUUUAUCUGUUACUACUACUUACAAUUUCUGAAAAGAUUACCGUAAUUGCAAAUAUGCCCAAUAACCUUUGCUCUUUCCCCCACAUUUGCGAUCUGUAUUCAAUUGAUAAUGAUAAUAUAAUUCACUAUACAAUACCUAUGAAAUGUGACCUGCACCUUCUAGAAUGUUUUAAUCUUUUUUAUUUCUCAUGAGUCUGGGAAAAUGCUUACUUUUUACACGUCUUACUGGAUGUACAGUGUACCUACCUGCUCAUUGUUUUUCAUAUUAGAUGAUUUUCAAUGUUAAACUUAACCAGUUGUUCACUACAGUACAUAGUCAAUGCAAUAAUAUGUACCUCCAUUUUGUUUUACAUUUGUUUUCCAGGCACCAUUUCCACCAGUUUUCUAACGUCAAUAAGCUCUUAUAUUGUAUAUAAUGUGGAAACGAUUGAAAUUGUAUUUAAGAAUCAAUGUAUAUCAUGUACAGAUAAUAAUAAACAUUAGAAAGAUAUUAAGGUAACAACAAAAAGGACUGGGUGAGAUGAUUAAAAGGGGACAUUGCAGCAAGGUUAGUUCAAGUCUGUCGAGUAGGCACUGGUGGCCCUGGGUGGGCUUGGGCCCAAUCAGAUUGUACGGUGUUUAUAGGCUCUCUACUUGUCAGUGUUCCAAACGGGACAUUAUUGGUAUUUUUACCUAAACAUGCGAACACCAUCAGAUAGACUUCACAGCAAGCAGUGCACUGGAAUGACAUUCAUAUGAACUGGAAUGACAUUCACUUUCAUGGGAUGGGUGGCCAAAAAUAAGUAACUGAAAGCCACGAAUAUGACCGCAUUGAGGCAAAUGUCACUGUCCUACUGUUUUCAGCAGAUAUUUUCGGUGCAUUUACAGUGAUGGAUGAAUAAAUAAAGAAUGUAUUUUGUAUUACAAA
This is a messenger RNA of Salvelinus fontinalis (brook trout), 4650 nucleotides long. It is a transcript of the gene dkk2, whose product is annotated as dickkopf WNT signaling pathway inhibitor 2. The transcript is spliced from 4 exons. Gene Ontology annotation, molecular function: co-receptor binding; receptor antagonist activity. The record is from RefSeq and is a predicted model, not a curated record. NCBI's taxonomy places the organism in Eukaryota, Metazoa, Chordata, Actinopteri, Salmoniformes, Salmonidae. Bases 1645 to 2388 code for a protein of 247 amino acids. Gene Ontology annotation, cellular component: extracellular region. Gene Ontology annotation, biological process: multicellular organism development; negative regulation of canonical Wnt signaling pathway.